This is a messenger RNA of Exophiala aquamarina CBS 119918, 6789 nucleotides long. RefSeq lists its product as uncharacterized. Gene Ontology annotation, molecular function: fatty acid synthase activity; phosphopantetheine binding; oxidoreductase activity. Gene Ontology annotation, biological process: fatty acid biosynthetic process; secondary metabolite biosynthetic process. Lineage: Eukaryota; Fungi; Ascomycota; Eurotiomycetes; Chaetothyriales; Herpotrichiellaceae. The coding region runs from base 1 to 6789 and encodes 2262 amino acids. The record is from RefSeq and is a predicted model, not a curated record. The transcript has 4 exons.
AUGGUAAACCCGAAGAUCCCGGCAACCAAAUGGAACAUUCAAUUUCCCACCAAAUGUGUGCCCUGGCCUGUUUCAGGAACAAGGAGAAUAUCCGUCAACUCUUUUGGCGUUGGAGGCACUAAUGCCCAUGCCAUUCUAGACGAUGCUUACCACUAUCUUGCUGAACGUAAUCUGGUCGGCUUGCAUCAUACCAGCCCUUCAGUUCCGACAGAGCAUGUUGUUGACUGCAUCAUUAGGCGCUUGACGGAGCACGUUCCUGAUUCCAACGGCUACUAUCCUGAGCAAGACUUAAGUGCAAUACCUUCGGAGAACAAAUCUAUCCAUGACAAGCACACGACUUCUAUGAUGAGUGACAGUGCUGUAAUCAAGGAACAUAAUGCACUCAGAAUUUUUCCCUUCACAGCCUUUGACGAGAGUGGGGUCCAACGGUUGGUAAAGGGGUAUAUCUCCUAUCUCCAAAGGAUGGAAACCAAGAAUUUUCACUAUCAGGAACAAAUUUUGGACUCCCUGGCUUUCACACUGAGUAAAAAGCGCUCCGUAUUUCCGUGGAGAGGGUUCGCCCUCGCAGAUUCAAUCCCUAGUCUUAUUCAAAACUUGUCGUCUUUCUCUUCAAAGCCUAUCAGAGCACGACCGACACAUACGCUUGGGUUUGUCUUUACUGGGCAAGGUGCCCAAUGGUAUGCGAUGGGAAGGGAAUUGCUGAUAUAUCCAGUGUAUAGAAAGAGUUUAGAAGCCGCCGCAGCCUAUAUGGCUGAGCUCGGCGGGACUUGGGACCUAAUCGAGGAACUUUCGCUGGAGAAAGAACAGUCACACAUUAACGAACCAUAUCUCGCCCAUCCGGCAUGCACGGCCUUGCAAAUUGCGCUCAUAGAUUUGCUCGAUUCCUGGGGGAUCAGACCGGCGCGUGUUGUUGGCCAUUCUUCGGGAGAAAUUGCGGCUGCAUACUGCUCUGGCCGUAUCUCACGAGAGGCAGCCUGGAAGGUAGCGUAUUUUCGGGGUUAUGUUUCUAAUAAAAGAUUUCGGGUUCCCGGUGCCAUGCUUGCUGUCGGAUUGCCAGCGGCAGAACUUCAGCAUUAUGUCGACGAAAUUAAUCGGCCGCUGGCAGGAGAGCUCAUCAUCGCUUGUUUCAACAGCCCUCGGAACAAUACCGUCUCUGGUGACGAGUCGAAGGUCGAUGCUCUACUCCAAUUGCUGGCAACCAAAGACGUUUUUGCGCGGAAAUUGUUGGUCAAAAAUGCUUACCACUCAGUGCACAUGCGGGAGGUGGUAGACGAAUACCUGAAUCUGCUAGGUACACUUCCCUCGAUCCAAUCUUCAAGAGCCCUCAGCGUCGAGAUGUUUUCAACUGUCAGUGGUGGCAGAGUAGAAGCCUCGCAGCUUAAUGUCUCAUAUUGGGUCCAAAACCUCGUGAAGCCUGUCAAAUUCAUGGAGGCACUUCUGGCGAUGUGUUUGAGCGAGCUCCACGAGGGUCAGCAAAAGCUUCGCAUGGAUGCCCCUGCUACUGGCAUGUUGCUCGACAGUCUCAUCGAGCUUGGCCCACAUGGUGCUCUCCAAAGUGCGAUGAAGGAGACGUUGGCAACACGAUCUGGAAGUUCCAAAAACACUUCGUUCGCAGUGCUGAAUCGGAGUGCGCCUGGACUCUCUGUGCUCUUAGAUACAGUGGCGGCCAUCAACUGCGGAGGAUAUCCGGUCGACCUGGACAUCGUAAAUCAAGCCCCUAGAACAAUGGGUGCUGUCCAGAAGGAACGUCAUCGUCGCAAAUUCUUGGUUGACUUGCCAAGCUACUGUUUCAAUCACUCUGAAGGCUUGCUGUACGAAAGUCGCCUGAGCCGGAAUUUUAGACUCAGAAGACACCCACGACACGAUCUGUUUGGUGCCCCCGUAUCCGACUGGAAUGCCAAAACACCCAGAUGGAGGCAAAUUUUCCGGCUUUCAGAGCAACCCUGGAUCAAGGAUCAUGUGGUCACCGGGAAAUUCGUCUACCCUGGAGUAGGAUAUCUUCUUGCAGUUGUUGAAGCCUGCAGGCAGAUCACGGAUGCCGAAGAUAAAAUCUUAGGAUUCAAACUACGUGAUGUGUCACUGAAGCGAGCGCUGAUAAUCCCUGAUGACAAAGAGGGCAUUGAGGUUAUGCUCGGUUUGACAAAAAUGGACGAGUCGAGCCUUUGGGAGUCCUCGAUCUGGAGUAGAUUCCAGAUAUCGUCGUACAACUCGCUCGCAGAUGACUGGAUAGAGCAUUGCACGGGUUAUGUGGCGACCGAUUACGUCGGCAAGCCAAAUCACAUCGACAACGGACGCGAGCACGCGGAAGAGAUUCACAAAUGGCAAAAAUUGCGUGAUGCUGCAGAGCAAAAAUGCUCAGUCCCACUGGAUAUGCCUGCCCUCUAUGAUUCUCUCGUUACUACAGGUCUGUAUUUCGGUUCGUUAUUCAGAAACCUCUCGGGGGUCAAGGGUACAAAAAAUGGUGCUGGGGAGGUUGUUGGUAAAGUGGUGGUCCCUGAUGUUGCAGCAAUAAUGCCAAAGCAAUAUGUUCACGAACACCUGAUCCAUCCAGCAACGAUGGACAGUAUGAUGCAUUUAUUCUUAGCGGCUUCAUUGGACUGUAUUGGCAAGAAGAACUUGGACCGGCCAAUGGUGCCUACUUUUAUCAAAGAAGCCUGGAUUUCAGGGAGGACUAAUCCUGAGCCAGGAACAGGCUUCUGCGGUCAUGGAAAGUCUAGGAUCCUGGCUUAUGACAAGUUUGAAGCCGACGUCCACGUUUGGGAUGACGUAUCCGGGGAUCCGCGCGUGGAAAUCAAGGGUAUUCGCUCGUCACCACUUGAUUCUAUGGAGAGUGAUGGGUCGUUGAGCCGCAGGUUGAGCCACGAAGUGAAAUGGAGCUCUUACCUUGAGCUUCUAACACCAACUUCUUUCAAGAGCGUCUCCCUGCUGAACGGCGAAGAAGCCUCUGAAUAUCGUGGUUGGAUCAAUAAGCAACAACUAGCCACACUUUUGUUGGUCACGGAAGCCCUGGAAGAGCUUGAAACAACCCCACCGACCCAGCUGGAUGGCCAUUUCUUGAACUAUUAUGACUGGAUGAAAUAUUUGCGACAGUUACUAGACAAAGACCAGAUAAGCGGCAUGAAGCGUUCUCAGUGGGAGGAACUGCGUGCUGAUCCGAUCCAGAGACAGUUCUUGCUCACUGAGGUCAAUGAGCACAAUGCCGAUGGAAAAUUGGCGAUUCGCAUGGGUACCAAUAUUACCAAAGUUUUGAGGAGAGAAGUUGAUCCUCUCGAUCUCAUGUUUGGUCAAGAUGAUCUCCUCGAUCAGGUCUAUGAGCAAGUCGUCAACCUUGGUGAUCUUCCAGCCCUUCAGAAAUCCUACCUUGAGAUUGUCAGAGAUAAUUAUACAGACAUCAAGAUACUAGAAGUAGGAGGUGGGACUGGCAGCUCCACGGCGGCAGUACUAGAAAAUCUUGCUCCGAUGUCGAACAGAACCAGCUCCAACACAUGCAACAUCAGCACAUAUACUUUCACUGACAUUUCCGCAGCCUUCUUCGAGAAGGCGAAGGAGAAGUUCAAAGAUUACAGAGAUAUCAUGGGAUUCAAAACUCUGGACGCUGAGAAAGAUAUUCUCCAACAAGGCUUUAGUGUAGGAAGCUACGACUUCAUUGUGGCGGGAAACGUCGUUCAUGCAACAGCCGAUCUGACGAAAACACUGAGUAAUCUGCGGCAACUGCUGAGACCUGGAGGACGAAUCCUCCUCCACGAAUCCGUCAGGCAGGACUUGUUCUGGUCACCUGUUGCCUUUGGGCAACUUCGUGGUUGGUGGCUCGGAAUCGAACCCAUGCGCAAGUGGAGUCCAUUUCUCAAUGUACCUCAAUGGGAAACAGUUCUCAAAGACUCCGGGUUUUCAGGUGUGGACCUGAAUUUAAAGGACCGUGAUGCAGCAGACAUACACACACAGAGUUUGAUAAUCUCCACAGCUGUUGAGGCGUCUACGACCAAUUUUCUGGAAAAAUCAGGAACGGUGACUAUCAUUGUCACGUCAAAGCCUGUCUUGGAGGGGUACACGGAUCCUGUUCAGGCGCUGCUGGCACAGUUACAGGACAAAAUUGGACUUUCGAACUGUCAGGUGAUCCAUUAUCUUGCCCUUACCUCCACCGACUUGUGUCGAAGCAUUUGCAUUUCCUUGGUUGACAUAGAAAGGACUAUAAUGUCUACAAUGACCGAAGAAGAAUUUGUCAAUGUUAGGCAGAUGCUUUCACGAUGCAGAGGUUUAUUGUGGAUUACGCCGGAUCUUAUUGCCAACCCCGGUUGUGCAAUGAUGAUUGGUCUUUUGAGGACGGUACGCUGGGAGAGAGACAUUGAUGAUGCUAACCUUAUCUCCCUUUCCAUCUCCGAUCCUACACUCACUCCAGGCGAGAUUUCAGAGGCCGUUUGCACUCUUUACCAGGACCAAUUCCAAAGAGAACUUCCCCCUGAGAAGGCGAACGGCGAAUAUAUGUUCAAAGAUAUGAUUUAUUUCACAUCUAGGUUAGUGGAAAGCUACGAAGCAAAUGAAUUCCUGGAGACAACAUUCUCUCGGCCGAAGCCGUCGAUGCAGUCGCUGUCGACCGCUAGGAGACCGAUAAAAUUGGCCACGGCCGCGCCCGGGCUAUUGGAUAAGCUAGAAUGGGUGACAGACCCUGAUUACAACCAGGAGUUGGGAAGCACUGAAGUUGAGAUUGAAAUCAAAGCUGUGGGUCUUAAUUUUCGAGAUUUGAUGAUUGCCAUGGGCGAGCACAUGGCUUACAGUAUGGGGAAUGAGGCUGCUGGACUUGUCACUCGCGUAGGGUGCGAGGUGACAGAUUUUAAAAUUGGGGAUAGGGUGGUUUACAUGUGCGGAAUCGAGAGAAUCGGCUGUUUUCACACUUUCGGCCGUGUUGAUCAGAUUGCACUUGUCCAUAUUCCACAAAACAUCAGCUUUGAGACAGCGGCCAGUCUGAUAUGCGUCUAUGCCACUGUCAUCUACGGCCUUGUCGAUGCAGGAAGACUCAGUAAAGGUGAGACAAUACUCAUCCACGCCGCAGCCGGCGGCGUCGGCCAGGCGGCCAUCAACUUCGCGAAGUAUGUGGGCGCUGAGAUCUUCUGUACGGUUUCCUCUCCGGAAAAGAGAGACCUCUUGAUGAAUGAAUACGGAAUUCCCGAACACCACAUAUUCUCAAGCCGAGACCUUACCUUUGUUCAAGGUGUGAUGCGAAUGACCAACCACAAGGGUGUGGACUUAGUUCUCAAUUCCCUUUCGGGGGAAGCUUUGCGACGUUCCUGGGACUUAGUAGCUCCAUUCGGACGCUUCAUUGAAAUCGGAAAGAAGGACGCACAAGCUAACGGGCGAAUCGAAUUACAACCGUUCCUUCGAAAUGUUACGAUGGCAAGCGUUGAGCUCCCAACGAUGAUGAGACAUCGGCCGGAGCUGAUUAGGCGACUGACACAAGAUACGAUUGACUUGUUUGCAGCCGGGAAGAUCAAAGAGGCAAUCCCGACGAAAGUGAUGAACUAUGAGCAAAUUGAAGAGGGCCUGAGGGUAUUGCAAUCGGGAAGGGGCAUGGGAAAGAUGGUAUUUGUUCCACGAGCAGAGGAUGUAAUUCCGAUCUUGCCUGCGCUGCCUCCACCCUACAUGCUAAGAGCCGAUGCAUCGUACGUGCUUUCCGGUGGUCUAGGCGGUCUCGGUAGGUCCAUCUCGACUUGGAUGAUGGAGAGAGGUGCGAAAAAUAUCAUUUUUCUCUCUCGAACUGGCAACAUCACGCCUACUGUGCAGCAGACCGUAGAGCAGUUGAAGUCGGCGGACUGUAACGUUCACACCUUCAAAUGCGAUGUCAGUAAUGAAGCCCGCCUGGGACAGGUCCUUGAGGAAUGCAGACGGACCAUGCCACCGAUCAAAGGCGUUGUACAAGGAGCAAUGGUUUUAAAGGAUGGCAUGUUCGAAAACAUGACUUACGACACAUUUUGUCUGGCAAUGAAACCCAAGGUCCAAGGCUCAUGGAACCUUCACGCUCUGCUCCCUAAGGACAUGGAUUUCUUUGUUAUGCUGUCGUCCGCGACGGGCAUCAUUGGUAAUCGUGGUCAAGCCAACUACGCGGCAGGAAACACAUACCAGGACUUCCUCUCCCAAUACCGAAGGUCUGAAGGGCUUCCAGCAUCGACGAUCGACCUUGGCACUAUCCUUUCUGUAGGAUAUGUAGCUGAAAAUCGUGACCGGACCAUGUUCUCAAAGCAAUGGGGCGUUGUUCUUGAGGUCAUCAGAGAAGAAGAAGUCCAUGCUCUUCUAGAGUACUUGAUUGAUCCUACCCGCCGCGGGCCUUCGCAACUCGUGGCCGGAUUAACGACUGCCACAACGUACCGAAAGCGAGGUCUUCCAGCCCCCUCUUAUCUAAGCAAUCCGCUGUUCACUCAAUUGCGGAGCAAGGCUUCCUCACGUCACGGUAUUGGGGAUGAGAGUGGCAAUUUCGUCGUCGAGGCUCUCCUCAGUGCCGCAAGCACUCUAGAAGAUGCGACCUCGGUCGUCGUCGAUGCAGUUAGAGCCAAACUAUCUUCUCUGCUGGCAAUUCCAGUAGAUAGCAUUGAACCUUCCAAGUCAGUCAGUUCAAACGGGGUUGAUAGUCUGGUUGCCAUGGAGUUCAGAACUUAUCUCGCCAAAGAACUACAGGCAGAUGUUCCGGUUCUGGACAUCAUGGGGACGGGAAGUCUCACGGACUUGUCCAGAAAGAUUGCUAGUGUGAGUAAGGCGGUGGUCAUUAAGGAGAAAAAGACGGACGAUGCGGUCACAGAUUGA